Molecule: messenger RNA, 2477 nt
Organism: Homarus americanus (American lobster)
Lineage: Eukaryota; Metazoa; Arthropoda; Malacostraca; Decapoda; Nephropidae
Product: zinc finger protein 628-like
Exons: 3
Coding region: 112-1935 (607 amino acids)
Source: RefSeq, a predicted model, not a curated record
CAGCGUUACGGGAGCUAUGACGAGGUGUGUGAGAGGACGACUGGCCGAGUCAGACUGUGCAAUUGGGUCAGGUUCAUCAAUAUUGCCCUCCACUUCUCACCUCAAGUCAAUAUGGUCGCCUCCAGAGUCAGGGGAUCUGUGGUGUUUGAGGUGGUGCGGGAGGUAGCCCCUGGGGAGAGAUUGCUCGCCUUCCUGCUGCCGGACAUGGGGGGAGAAGACACGCUGCUCCUGCCGGCGCUGACGCUGCUCCGAUCCUCACUCUACCGCCACACAAUCGACUCCAUCAUGUCGGAGGCGCCGCUGGAUCUCUCCCGGUCUCUCCUCACCGCCCCGUCCUCACCCCCGCUAGGGCUGUCAAAUAGAGGCGCUGUUAAACGCAAGGUUGAAGAACAGUUGCCUCUUCGUUCUCCUUCACCGCCUUCCCCAGCAACCAAUUCCCCGAUCUCACCUUUCCCGUCAUCCUCCUCGGCAUUCUUUCCGCUAAGACAGUCACCGUUUGGACUAAAUAUGACAGACCCAGAGCCACCCAGGAGACCUUCAUUUACUCUAAAUCUAACAGCACCUUCGUCAGUAGCGGCACCAAGCUGUAGCGUAUCCCAUACAGCGGUCAACACCAGCACGGUGGCGGGCAGCAGUGAGGUGACAUUCACGGUGGCUCCUGCCAAGCGGCGGGAGCGGACGAUGCUGCCGUGCUCGGAGUGCGGGAAGGCCUUUGAUCGGCCGUCGUUACUCAAGCGGCACAUGAGGACCCACACAGGCGAGAAGCCACACGUGUGCGACGUGUGCGGUAAAGGCUUCUCGACGAGCUCCUCACUCAACACACAUCGACGGAUCCACAGUGGCGAGAAGCCUCACCAGUGUGGCGUGUGCGGGAAGAGGUUCACGGCGUCCUCCAACCUCUACUACCACAAGAUGACCCACGUCAAGGAGAAGCCACACAAGUGUUCGCUGUGCACCCGCUCCUUCCCCACCCCAGGAGAUCUUCGCUCCCACAUGUUCGUCCACAACGGCCAGUGGCCCCACAAAUGCUCCGUCUGUGGUAAAGGCUUCAGCAAACUCACCAACCUCCGCAACCACGCACUACUACACGCAGAGAUGAAGAGGACAGAGCGGCACCUGGCGUCCCUCCCAGCGUCCCUCACCUCACCGGCGUCCACGAGUGGCUCAGACACUCCACUCACUCCAGCGGCCGCCUCCACCCCACCCAUAUUCUCCUCUUUCACCCCCUCCACCUCACAGUCUCCACCAACCACUUCACCUCCUCCCUCACCGUCCACCUCACAUUGUUUCUCACGCACUCCGAGUCCUCUACCAUCCUUACCUCCCUCCCCUAUCGUCGUAAAUACCUCACCCUCACCAGAGAGGCCCCUCACCUCAGAGUCUCCUGAGAGAAGCAUCCCUCCAUCACCUCCAGACAAAUAUGGCGCCCCUCAGACUCACCACGAAAAAGCCACAGUUACCACACCUCAGCUACCAGGCUCCCUCCCCUCCCUCACUCACAGAGAAACUCCACUCGCGACGAAAUCACACUCCAUCAUUAAAUCCUCCUCUCAUACUUCGUCAGGGCCUUCCUCCUCCUCCUCCUCCUCCUCCUCCUCCUCCUCCUCCGCGUCGUCGACUGCUUCGUCAGGUUCCUCGUCCUCCGUCAUCACUCACACACACUCGUAUCAAAAAUUCUCACUCGACAAUUUACUCAAAUCCACACAGGAUCACACUCUGUCUCCCUCACCCACGAUCCUGUCUGCGAAACACAUUAAAACUGGUUCCAAGUCUGAGGAAAAUGGAGAGGAAGAAGAAAAAAAAGAAGGGGUGAAGGAGGGGGUGAAGGAGGAGGAGGAGGAGGAGGUACAAAUUAUUCCUAAUAAUGGUGAGGAAGAGAAAAUAAGAAAUAAUAAGAGAAGUGGAGAGAAUGAAGUGAGUGUAAUAAACAGGUAGCCUGAUGGUCGUAGUAUAGAUGCCGGGGAAAGAAUUAUAUGCGAUGUUAUUUUGUUUUCUCCCGUAGACAAAUUUUCCUAUAUAGCUUUACUAUGUUUUACUUCUGAGCUUUAAAUUAGAGAGAGAGAAAAAAACACAUCAACCAUACCAAUAAGAUUAAAUCCUUUCUUAUUUAUGGUGGAUCAAAUUUCUUUUAGAAUACUUAUAGAAAUAAUAAUCUAUCUGUACAUAGAAGGGUUUUUAAGAUGCAGUGGUUAGGUUUAGAUCGUCUAUGAAUAUUCAAAUCAUUUAUAUAUUUAUGUCACAGUAACACAACAAAGAGGUUCUCGAGCAUUUUCACGACCGUCUUUUGUUUCCAAGGCCAGAAAGCCACAUUUUAAUCCUCAUAUCAUCAUCGUGUUGUGUACUUGACCUCUUGUUAAUUCCUGGAGUUUAUAGUUUCUUUUAUUAAAUGUAUAAACAAAGUGAGAGGCUGGAUGUGCAAUAUUGUAGUGUUAAAGUGUAUUUAUUUUCAUCUGUUUUUAAUAAAUUUCUAGAUAUGA